Messenger RNA from Macadamia integrifolia, 5093 nucleotides. Its product is annotated as formin-like protein 18. The record is from RefSeq and is a predicted model, not a curated record. NCBI's taxonomy places the organism in Eukaryota, Viridiplantae, Streptophyta, Magnoliopsida, Proteales, Proteaceae. Bases 472 to 4476 code for a protein of 1334 amino acids. The transcript has 17 exons.
AGAGAUAAAAGAGAGAGAAAGUAGAGAACUGAUCCUUAAAUCCAAUUUACUAACAACCUCUUUUUUCUGAAAGAAACAAACUAGGAAAGACUUCCUUUAUUGAAAACGAAACAAAGCUCUCUCUCUCUCUCAAUCAUUCCUCCCAACGAAAGCGAAGUCUGCUAGGAAAGAGGGAAAAAAAAAAGUAAGAAAAGAAAAGAAGGAAACCAGGGGGAAGUGUAGAGGAGAGAACAAGCGAGAAAACAAUCCCGUAAAGCCGCAGCAAAAUCCAUUUUCCUGAAUCCACACUCCCUUCUGUGAUGAUUUUAUUGAUUCGAAGUGUCUUCUCAUGUGGAUUUCUUUAUCUGAGCUGCGAUUGUUGAAUCAGUUUGGCCUAUAAAGUGUUAAUUAAUGUGGUCGCCAUCGGAACUAUCGAUUCUUUGUUUCCCUUGCUAGGGCUUCGGCUUCGAGGAUCAUCGGAUCUCUUCUGAGAUGGCGUUGUUUCGGAAAUUCUUCUACCGGAAGCCUCCCGAAGGACUUCUGGAGAUUUCUGAGAGACUUUUUGUGUUCGAUUGUUGCUUUUCCACGGAUGUUUUGGAAGAAGACGACUAUAAAGUCUACAUGGAAGGAAUAGUUGGACAACUUCGUGACCACUUUCCUGAUGCUUCAUUUAUGGUAUUUAACUUUCGAGAGGGAGACAGGCAAAGUCAGAUUGCCAACAUUUUGUCCGAGUACGAUAUGACUGUAAUGGACUACCCCCGGCAGUAUGAAGGUUGUCCAUUACUCACAAUGGAGUUUAUCCAUCAUUUUCUGAGAUCUAGUGAAAAUUGGCUUUCUCUUGGGGCAAAGAAUGUGCUGUUAAUGCACUGCGAACGAGGUGGAUGGCCAGUGUUGGCUUUCAUGCUGGCUGGACUUUUGAUUUAUAGGAAACAGUACACUGGGGAGCAGAGAACCUUGGACAUGAUUUAUAAACAGGCUCCCUGUGAGCUUCUGCAAUUGCUUUCACCACUGAAUCCACUACCUUCACAGCUGAGAUAUCUUCAGUAUGUCUCGAGGAGGAAUGUGGCCUCAGAAUGGCCUCCUUUGGAUAGGGCACUUACAUUGGAUUGUGUUAUUCUUAGAAUAAUUCCUAAAUUUGAUGGAGAGGAAGGUUGCAGGCCAAUAUUUCGAAUAUAUGGACAGGAUCCCUUUAUUUCUACUGAUCGGACUCCUAAAGUUCUAUUCUCAACACCAAAAAAAGGCAAACUUGUCCGGCUUUACAAGCAGGCAGACUGUGAACUAGUUAAAAUUGACAUCAAUUGCCAUAUUCAAGGUGAUGUUGUGCUUGAGUGUAUUAGUUUGGAUGAAGAUCUGGAGCGUGAAGAGAUGAUGUUUCGUGUCAUGUUUAACACUGCUUUUAUUAGAUCAAACAUCCUGAUUCUUAACCGUGAUGAAAUUGAUAUAUUAUGGGAUGCCAAAGAUAGGUUUCCUAAGGAUUUUAGAGCAGAGGUUCUUUUCUCGGAAAUGGAUGCUGCUGCUUCACUGGUCACAGUGGAUUUGCCUGCUGUUGAGGAGAAGGAUGGCCUUCCCAUUGAAGCAUUUGCUAAGGUUCAAGAGAUCUUUAACAGUGUAGAUUGGUUUGACCCAAAGGCAGAUGCAGCCCUAAAUGUGCUUCAGCAUUUAACCGCAUCAAACAUUCUCCAGGAGAAGUUGGAGACUGGUUCUCUCCAAAAUGCUUUAAUUGAUUCUCAGUCAAGUCCUCAGACACUUCUUGAGAAACUGAAGCCUGUGGUGUCAGAAAAUAACUUCAAGAGUUCCAUGUCUGUGGCAGUGGAGAAACAGUCCAUGCCUUCUGUCAAAUCAUCUACAGAUUUAAAGUCAAUGAAAAAGAAGGUUAAGCCCCAGGACUUGCAGGUUGCUCUUCAACGGCCUGGUCAAUCAAAGAUCAUAUCGCAACGAAUACCUCAGACUUCUGUUUCUAAUCCAGUUUCACCUUCUAAUUCUUUGCAAGGGUCACCAGCGUCCAUGUCAAGAUAUCAUACUGAACCCUCAGCUCUUGGUAUUACGGCUCUCUUGCAUGAUCAUGCUUCACAUGGAAGUGCAGGAGACACUAAUCCGGAGACAACAUCUCCACCUUCCCCAGCUCCUUCGAUUGCCACUGUUUCACAAUUACCAAAACCUGUGGGGCAUGUUAAUUUUUCAAAUCCACCACCAUCUCCACCACCUACUUCGGUGGCUUCUAGCAAAAUAACUUCUGCAAAUGCCCCUCUUCCACCACCUCAUCAAUCGUCAGAUUCAGAAGCACAGUCUUUGUUGACCCAGCAUCCUGGAACCUCUUCAGCAGGUAGAGUUUGGUCAUCGGUUCCUCCUCCCUCUUCAGGGACGUCAUCUACCAUUGCUAACUCAGAUGUUAAUCUUCCUUGUCCUCCCCCUGCAACCCAGUUGUCAGGUGCCACUGUUAAGAAAUCAUUGUCAAUCCCUUCUGCCCCUCCUACUACUGGACCUGUGACUGCUUCCUCAAUGCCCUCUCUACCUGCUCCACCUCCUCCACAGCCAUCUAUGAAGCCAUCUUUUUCUCCUCCUCCUCCACCUCCACCUCCACCUCCACCUCCACCUAUGAAGAACCCAGCUGCUUCUCUGGCUCCUCCUCCUCCACCUCCACCACCACCACCACCAAUGAAGAACACAGCUGCUUCUCUGGCUCCUCCAGCUCCACCUCCACCUCCAGCACCAAUGAAGAAUCCUGCUGUCUCUCCUCUGCCACCCCAACCUAUGAAGGCAGGUGUUACAGCUGGCCCUCCUCCUCCUCCUCCUCGUCCUUUACAUUCGGUCAUCCCAGGUUCUACUGUUACUUCUUCAGCACCACCACCUCCUCCUCCUCCAGGCUCUGCAUCAAAGAUUCCUGACACUCCACUACCUCCUCCUCCUCCAGGCUUUGCAAAGAUUCCUGGCACUCCACCUCCUCCUCCUCCUCCAGGUUUUGCAUCAAAGAGUCCAGGCACUGCCUCUCAGAAUUCUCCUCAAGUUCCACCCGUGCCCCCUCCUCCUGCAGGGAUUCAGAGAACCACUAGUUCUUCUUCACAAUCUCCUGGACCACCUCCUCCUAGUGCUCCAUUUGGUGCAAAGGGUCGAGGUCUAUUACGAACUAUGGGUGCUAAGAGUCAAUCCAAAAAGGCUUCUCUGAGGCCAUAUCAUUGGUUGAAGUUAACACGAGCAAUGCAAGGAAGUUUGUGGGAGGAGACACAAAAAUCUGGUGAAGCUGCCAAGGCUCCAGAGAUUGACAUGUCAGAACUAGAAAAUCUCUUCUCUGCAGCAGUUCCAAACUCUGAUCGUGGAGGUUCAGGCGAGAAAUCCAAGCGUGCCUCUGGACCUAAAUCUGAUAAAGUCCAUCUGAUUGAACUAAGAAGAGCUUACAAUUGUGAAAUAAUGCUUUCAAAGGUUAAGAUGCCACUGCCUGAUUUGUUGAGUUCAGUGCUUACAUUGGAUGACUCAGUAUUAGAUGUUGAUCAGGUUGAUAACCUCAUUAAGUUUUGUCCAACAAAAGAGGACAUUGAACUACUUAAGGGCUAUAAUGGAGACAAGGAAAACUUAGGGAAAUGUGAACAGUUCCUUUUAGAGUUGAUGAAAGUACCACGGGUGGAAUCUAAACUUAGGGUUUUUUCAUUUAAGAUACAGUUCUGUACCCAGGUUUCUGACCUCAGAAAAAAUUUGAACAUUGUCAAUUCUGCAUCGGAAGAGAUCAGGGGUUCUGUCAAAUUGAAGAGAAUCAUGCAAACAAUUCUUCAACUGGGAAAUGCACUGAACCAGGGCACUGCAAGGGGUUCUGCCGUUGGAUUUAGAUUGGAUAGCCUCCUUAAACUCACUGAUACUCGUGCCAGGAAUAACAAGAUGACUCUGAUGCAUUAUCUUUGUAAGGUUCUCGCUGAUAAGCUACCGGAACUUCUAGAUUUUCAAAAAGACCUCGUGAGCUUGGAAGCUGCAUCAAAGAUACAAUUGAAAUAUUUGGCAGAGGAGAUGCAAGCCAUUAGCAAAGGGUUGGAGAAAGUUGAGCAGGAAUUAACUGCCUCUGAAAAUGAUGGUCCUGUAUCAGAAACUUUUCGCAAGAUGUUGAAAGAGUUUCUUAUUGUUGCUGAAGCUGAUGUUAGGUCUUUGGCUUCACUAUAUGCUGGGGUGGGUAGGAAUGCUGAUGCAUUGGCCCUUUAUUUUGGAGAAGAUCCAGCUCGUUGUCCAUUUGAGCAAGUUGUUUCUACUCUACUCAACUUUGUGAGGAUGUUUGGACGGGCCCACGAGGAGAACUGUAAACAGAUUGAGCUUCACAAGAAGAGAGCACAAAAGGAAGCAGAAAAUGAAAAGAUGAAAACUGGUGGUGCGAACAAGGAACCAGAAAGUUUGCAGAUUGAACUUGAAAGGAAGAAAUCACAGAAGGAAGCAGAAAAUGGAAAGAUGAAAACUGGUGGUGCAAAAAAGGAACCAGAGCGUUUGUUACGGACUCCAAUCGAGAGUGGCAACAUCAAAUGAUUUGAUGGUCUUUAUAGAUACUCAGUUGAUCAAACUGAAGAAUUUCCCCUUCUCAGAGAGAGGAAGAGAAUGUACAUUCUCCAUCAUCAUCACCAAAACACUCCGUGGAAGAUAGAACAAUAAUGGCAGUACUUAGACUAUUGUUGAGGAUAACAAGGGGAAUGAAUAUCUGAUGAUUUGGCACAAGGAAUGAAUGGGAUGAGAUAUUUAUGAUGAGCCGCAAAAUAUAGGAAGGUUGAACCUGUAUUUUAAAAGGUAAACUUUCUUGCUCCCCUCUCCCCAGCACCCGCCAGAAAGAAAAAAGAAGAAAAAGAAAAGGUUCUUUUGUUCUGUUGUUCCACACUAUUGUCUUAGUCUGGUUUUAUCUUUUGGAACAGAGAAGGGGGAGUCGGUGUAGUCCCUUCCAGAUUUCAAUAGGUGAGUUGUAAAAUAUUCACGUUCAGUCAUUUGUAAAAAUGUUUGAGAUAGAAAAUGUUUUUUCCCGCCUUCUUUUUGGCCGUGAUUCACAUUUUUUCUUUGUUCUUUUUGCAAAUUAAUUAACUUUGUUCUGUAUAUUUUUGAAUUAUAGUGAUGUAAAUGUCGUCUUGAUAUAUUUCAUGCAAUUGUUCCAAAAACAA